CACACGCUCUCCCUUCUCUCUGUUAGUCUCCCUCAGUCAAAGACAGGAGUCUCAAAAGCAGCUGACGCUUCUUGUAAUCCCCUCUAAGCAUCAUUUCAUUGAUGCUUUCUCUCUCUCCCUCUCUCGUUCUCUCUCCCUUCGUGUCUUCAAGCACUUUUUCCUUGGAACUGGAUUUCCCUGCUGCUGAGGUGACAUUAGGUAUCUGGAUGCUACGGAGGUGCACAGGAUAGAGCGACUGGAAGAUAACUUUUAAUGCUGCAAUCAGCGUAGCGCAUAUGUCAUCAGAGGAGGAGCGUUCUUUAUAAUGCAUGAGCCAUUAUUUUUCCUCCUCACGACUGCUGGAGAAAUAUUUUUUCCUCCAUUUCUGACCUUAAUGUUUCAUUUGUGAGGGUUUUUUUUUUUCAUGCAGCAUCUAUGAGGACUUUUACAGUGUGAGAUUUUUUGCAAUAAGUGGAAAGUUUGGAAGGAGGCAUGGCUGACGGGAACUGCAGCUGUCUGUUGAAGCUUUUUCUCUAAGACAGACCAGGAAUGACAACAGCAUCCAUGGAGCCUGUAGGUGUCUUGGUGGAAAGGAGCACCAACGCUACUGACCCUCCCCUUAGCUCUCAUGAGAAUACGGCGGCUACAUUCACCAUUGGGACCAUCCUCUCCAUCAUGUGCUUAGUUGGAGUCUCAGGAAAUAUUUACACCCUGGUGGUCAUGUGUCACUCCAUGAGGACUGCAGCCUCGAUGUACAUCUACAUUAUAAACCUUGCUUUGGCAGAUCUGUUGUAUCUUCUCACCAUCCCCUUUGUGGUCUGCACACACUUCUUGAAGGGGUGGUACUUUGGAGACGCAGGGUGUCGGAUACUGAUUAGCAUGGAUUUCCUGACCAUGCAUGCCAGCAUCUUUACGCUGACUAUCAUGAGCACGGAGCGCUACUUUGCGGUGCUCAAGCCGCUGGACACAGUCAAGCGGUCUAAAAGUUACCGGAAGGCUAUCGCGCUGCUGGUCUGGGUAGCUUCUCUAAUCCUCACUUUACCUAUGAUUGUGAGCAUUCAGCUUAAGUCAAAGGGCACUAAACCAAUGUGCCAGCCCACGUUAUCCCCACUGUCUUUCAAGAUUUACAUCUCCUUUCUUUUUUGCACAAGUAUUGUUGCUCCAGGACUGAUCAUUGGGUAUCUCUACAUCCAGCUUGCACGGACUUACUGGAUAUCACAAACGGAAAACUUCAAGCAGACCAAGAAACUACCUAAUCAAAAGGUGCUGUACCUGAUUUUUACCAUCGUGCUCCUCUUCUGGGCUUGUUUUCUGCCUUUUUGGAUCUGGCAGCUGCUCGGCUCGUUCUGCCCCUCCCUGCCCCUCUCCUCCAAAGUCAAACGCAACAUCAACUACCUGACCACAUGCCUGACGUACUCCAACAGCUGCAUCAACCCGUUCCUCUACACACUGCUCACCAAAAACUACAAGGAGUACCUUAGGAAGCACAAGAGGUCGUGGACGGCCGGCAGCUACUUCAACAGACGGAGUCGUUUUCAGCGGUCGCCCCGCAGGUCGCCGUCUGCCAGCAGUCAGCAGUGCACCGAGAGCUUCAUGCUCACGCAUACAGCUUCACUGCGCGCUCACAAUAACAGCUUGUGAGGUAGGAGCAGCUUUUUUCCAGGCCUGCAUUUGCGUAAAGUGUGUAUACUCCCCCCUUUCAACACCCAAUCAUUUUAAUAAUAAAGCUUUGGCAGCCAAUGAUUCUUUAGGUCUCGCAGAUCUGGGUUUCUCCAUGAUAAAAGAAGCUAUUUUCAGGUGCAUGUGUAUAGAGGACAUUUAUCUUUGGGUCUCUCAAAAUUCUUUGUAUGUUUACAUUUUCUACUUUUUAAUAGGCUAUCUAAACAUGUCAUUUUGGGAGAGCCGGUGUACCUUGUUAUGUGUGUAAUGGGAUUUCAGGAGAUUCGGGAUUAGAUGGCUAACUAUUAAUUGCAGACAAAUUUAUUUCAAAUCAUUAUGUUACAUGGUUAAUAUUAAUGUAUGUUCAUAAUUGGUUACCCAUUUACUACAUAGUUAUGAGUUACCUACAAUACUGCACAAUAUAAUUUGCCACCCUCUGUUUUUACUUUGUUGUUAAACUUAAAUACUUCAAAUAAUAAAAUAAAUUUUAAUAUCAAGGAGAAUCUGAGGAAAAAAAUAUAUUUAUUAAGAGACAUCAGCAAUUUUAAACUAGCCUCCCCCUGUCUGAGAAAAGUAACUACCCACUAUGUUGAAUUAUAAAUCAAAUGUCCAAUGUUUUCAGUUCCACUUGACAGACCAAGGCCUGAGUACGGCCAGAGGAGUAGGAUCAAGAAAUCCAUUAACAGAACUUGUUUCACAAGUUUAGGCUACAGGAUUUCCUAAUGUAACUCGAUUCUGAAGAAAUUCAAGAAUAGAUUAGAACAAAUUGAACAAAUCUGGAAAGGUUUACAAAGCAAUUUCUAAGGCUUUGGAACUCAAGAUAAGCAUAGCAACAGCCAUUACCAGCAACUGGAGAACAUUUGAUGAAACUUCCCAGAAGUAGAUGGUGUUCCAAAGCUAAUCCAAGACUGUACCUACAAUUCCUAUAGGAGGUCACCAAAGAACCCAGAACAACAUCCAGCACAGCAUGGCCUCACCCCAGUUAGGGUCAGAGUUCAUGAUUCAACAAUACGAAACAGACUGGGUAAAGUUGGCUUCCCUUAGAGAGUUUCAAGCUCAAAAAGGAGCAUAAAGGCCCAUCCCUGAUUUUUACAAAGUCUUGAUGAUUUCCAAGAAUUUUAGGAAAAUAUUUUGUGGACUAACAAGACCAAAACAUUUCUACAGUAUUUUUGAAGGUGUGCUUCACAUUGGAGAUGUUGUGAAAUCAGAACAGAAAUUUUAUUAUCUGGAGGGUUGCUACACUGAUAAGUCUGUGAUGUAUUUAGGUGCUAAGCCAUUCAGUGAUUUAUAGACUAAGAAGUAUUUUAAAGUCUAUUCUCUGA
Messenger RNA from Fundulus heteroclitus (mummichog), 2960 nucleotides. It is a transcript of the gene uts2r1, whose product is annotated as urotensin-2 receptor-like. The coding region runs from base 529 to 1620 and encodes 363 amino acids. Lineage: Eukaryota; Metazoa; Chordata; Actinopteri; Cyprinodontiformes; Fundulidae. The transcript is spliced from 3 exons. Gene Ontology annotation, cellular component: membrane. The record is from RefSeq and is a predicted model, not a curated record. Gene Ontology annotation, biological process: blood vessel diameter maintenance; regulation of blood pressure; neuropeptide signaling pathway. Gene Ontology annotation, molecular function: urotensin II receptor activity.